UCUAUGAUAAUCGUUAUUUUCGAUUUGAAAGCAAGUUCAGUUUCAUAUUUCAUUCUUCUAUAGAUUAUUUAAUACGUAACAAAGAGUAUAUAAGAUACGUAAAGAAAGAAGAAGGAAAAAACUUUCCAAGGGAUAUAUUUUGAGCUCAGUAUAUAUUUAUAUAGUAUAUGUUUGAAACUCAAGUAAACGAAAGUUAAAUAUUAUAGCGUUUAAACAAUUUGUGCCACAUCUCUAGCAAAAACUAUUCAGUGUUUGUUGUGACAAUGGAAGAAGAUGACUAUUGUGAAAUUACUUCACAAUUAGAUGCGAGGGAAAUACUAAGGUAUCUUAAUAACUUAGGAAUACGUAAUAUUAAUGGAGAGGUACUAAAAUAUUUCAUAACUGAUCUCAAGAAACUCAUAAAAUACGAUCUUCAACAUAGAAACGAAGGUGAAAGCCUCAGUACUAGAACACAGAAGUCGGAAAGUGUUGGUUGUGAGAGGUUACACAGUGCUAGUACAUUUUCAUCUAGAAAUAGAUCUAAAGGUACAGUUAUAAACCAAACUUGUAAUAGAGGGUGUCAAAGUAAGAGAAAAGUAAUAAAUUUACAAAGUAUUCAUUCUGCACCUAUUAUUGGUCACCAAAAAGAAGAAAUAAAAACUUCGAAAAGAGCCUGUUCUUGUGUUAGACUUGAGAAACCUGAAAAGAAGCCUGAAACAUCUAAAGAAACACCUAGAACAACUUUUAGCAAUAAUUUAAUCAAGGUUCCCAAACAACCAAUCAAAAGGAAAAGCGAUCCUGUAUCAUUAUAUCAUUAUUACGCAUCACUAUGGGAAAAAUACAAGCCAAAUGUACCCGGGGAAAAUAACUGGUCUGACCUAAGAUGGAAUAUUCGUCAGAAAAUGGUUGGGAAUGUUGUAUCACAGACUUCAAGCAGAGAACAAUUAAGAAAAGAAAAGGACAUGUCUUCAAAGAAGAAAACAGUGAAUUAAUAUACAUAUGAAGU
Molecule: messenger RNA, 985 nt
Organism: Melitaea cinxia (Glanville fritillary)
Lineage: Eukaryota; Metazoa; Arthropoda; Insecta; Lepidoptera; Nymphalidae
Gene: Hyls1
Exons: 4
Coding region: 264-971 (235 amino acids)
Biological process (GO): cilium assembly
Cellular component (GO): non-motile cilium; centriole
Source: RefSeq, a predicted model, not a curated record